Molecule: messenger RNA, 2164 nt
Organism: Daphnia pulex (common water flea)
Lineage: Eukaryota; Metazoa; Arthropoda; Branchiopoda; Diplostraca; Daphniidae
Gene: mof
Product: histone acetyltransferase KAT8-like
Exons: 7
Coding region: 624-1973 (449 amino acids)
Biological process (GO): regulation of DNA-templated transcription
Molecular function (GO): histone acetyltransferase activity
Source: RefSeq, a predicted model, not a curated record
UCGAACUUGUAGGAAAGAUACCCACUACCCUUUGAGAACCCGAAACCCAGUAACUGAAACAAUGUAGUCAAAUAUGCAUCAACAACGUGAUGCGAUGCUGCUAAUGAGCACCUUAGCUGAAUCUCUCUACUCGUGUUGAGACAUGAUAAAGGAAGUUUGAACAGACAAACCUUUAUCAAAUCGGAAGAAAUUUUUUUGUGGUGGAAGUACCCGGAUGGUGAAUCGAACUCAAGGUCAACACGUUAAUUUAGGAAUACCAAUUAACCCCUUAUCCGACUCACCCACACCUUCCUCUCAGUUAAGAUUCUAGAUGCCUAUAUGGCUGUAGUAAAUAGAAAAAGAAUGAAGGAUUAGGAUGUGAUGAUGUAUUUAUUCGGGGUUGAUUCAUAACUCAUAAUUCAUAAUUCAAACCAUUGGUUUCAAAAUCAUGUAUGUAAUAAUACGCCUAUUCAAAACUGCCGCCACUAUUGAUUUUUUUUAAACCUUUUUGCCGCUAGAGGGUGGAUUUAGUGCGAUGAAAUGCCGCUUGGCGCUCACCAAUCGCUCGCGUGUUGCUAUUCUUCUGCGCCGAAGAAACGGCGGUUCGAUUGUGUUUGUUGUUGUGGUUUUUCUGGCGUUCCAAUAUGUCGAUUGAAACUCUCCAACCUGCUGAAACUAAUAAUAAACCUGCACAGGAAACUCGUGAGCCGAAAAAGGAAGAUGAUAAAAGUGGAGACGAAUACGAGAGGAAAGAUCAAGAUCCUCCACUGGAAAUCGGUGAACACUAUCUGGUGAAACGAGGAGAAGACUCUUGGCACCCGGCUGAAAUCAUUCAGAGGAGGUACAACAAAGCUCUCGGUCUGUAUGAAUACUAUGUUCACUAUGAAGGGUUCAACAGAAGACUUGACGAAUGGGUAUCUAAAGAAAAGAUUCUCAGCACGCAAGUCAACAUCAAUGAAACUCACUUUAGCAAAGGUGAGAAAGUCAGUUCACUUGAUCUCUUGUUGGAGCAGUCAGACAGAAAAAUCACCCGAAAUCAGAAACGGAAACAUGACGAAAUCAACCAUGUCCAAAAAACAUAUGCAGAGAUGGAUCCAACCACCGCUGCCCUAGAGAAGGAACACGAAGCCAUCACCAAAGUCAAGUACAUUGACAAAAUCCAAAUGGGGAAAUAUGAAAUGGACACUUGGUACUUCAGCCCUUACCCUGAAGAGUAUGGAAAAGUGUCAAAGUUAUGGAUCUGUGAGUACUGCCUCAAGUACAUGCGGAUGGAAAAAACGUACCGACACCACAUAUGCGAGUGCUCGUUGCGGCAACCUCCAGGCAAAGAAAUCUACCGAAAAGGCACGCUUUCCAUCUACGAAGCCGACGGGAAAGAGCACAAAAUCUACGCUCAGAAUCUUUGUCUCAUUGCCAAACUUUUCCUUGACCACAAAACCUUGUACUUUGACGUGGAACCUUUCCUUUUCUACAUCCUGUGCGAGAUAGACAAGGCUGGCGCUCAUGUUGUCGGUUAUUUCUCUAAGGAAAAAGAAUCUCCAGACGGGAAUAACGUGGCGUGCAUUCUAACCUUACCACCGUUUCAGAGGAAAGGCUACGGGAAACUGCUGAUUGCUUUCAGCUACGAGCUUUCCAAAUUGGAACACACGGUCGGCAGUCCUGAGAAACCCCUUUCGGAUUUGGGCAAACUCAGUUACCGCUCCUAUUGGUCUUGGGUCCUUUUAGAAAUCUUGCGGGACUUUAGAGGGUCGCUCUCCAUUCGUGAUCUGAGCCACAUGACGAGCAUCACACAGAGCGACAUAGUCUCCACUUUGCAGACGAUGAACAUGGUCAAGUACUGGAAAGGCCAGCACGUCAUUUGUGUGACACCCAAGCUGGUCGAGGAGCACAUCAAAUCGGCUCAGUUCAAGAAACCGCGACUUACAGUUGACGUUUCCGCCAUCAGGUGGUCACCGGCCCACCGGAAAACCUUCCCGAAAACCAACAAGAAGUAGUGAACUUAACAUCUUGAUUUAUUAUUCCCACCUAUACAUUAUAUCUUUGCCUUGAUGAAAUUUCUUUAUCUCGCUCUACAUCAUCAUUAUCACCCCCCUUGUAUCGUUAUACUGAGUUGCGAACAAUGCUGGAAUAACCGUAAAUAUUUUCGUUUUGGGUUUAAUCUGUUAUAAAAACAAAUUCUCGUUUA